Dibothriocephalus latus is the source of this 1821-nucleotide messenger RNA. The record is from the annotation of a GenBank genome assembly. Lineage: Eukaryota; Metazoa; Platyhelminthes; Cestoda; Diphyllobothriidea; Diphyllobothriidae.
AUGUGCAAACCCUUGUGUUAUCUUUCUGUGCCACAUCUGUUCCUGAUCAACUCCGAGGCCUCUGAGUGCUGGUGGUCCUGUCAAGUUUUCGGAGUCUUCUUUGAAACUUUGUUUGUUUCCCGAACCACUGACGUUGGGUCGGAUAUCCUCAAGCCCGUAGUGGCAAUUUUGAAACGAAUCUCUACUUUUCGUUCUGGAGGUGUCCAAGCCAAAUCAUUGAGAACCCUCUUUGGGAUAUGCGUCAAUCAAAAGUGCGUUGUUGCCGAGUCUCUCCUUUCAAGUGCCAUGGAUUUUCUUGUUGGUCUUUCUCCUAACCUACCGCCCUUAGUCGGAACGGAUGUCGCUUACUGUAUUGAACUAUCGACAGUCAAAGCACUAAACAGUCAAGGUCGUCUAAACAUCGAUUGGAAUAUUCAGUCUCUCAUUCAAAUCUGUUUGUCUCUCUGUUCUUGUCCGACGUCCAAAAUUUUACCGGCGAAGCGAAGGGAAAAGGGACGUAGCAAGUUGACUGAUAAUCUGGAUUUUCAGACCGACGGUUGUUGCAAUUCCGACGCCAGGCGAUGUGAGCACAGCCUUCAUAGUCUCGCCAAUCUCCUGGAACUCAUGUCUAAUAAACAAAUCCAGAGAGCCCCAGAUGACGUCUUUGUUACUAUUCUUCAGACAUUCUCGGCAUGUCUUCACGUAACAACGGUUAGCGGUGCUGAGAAGGUUCGUUGGAAUGCCGCUCUCGCAACCUCCAAGGUCUUGAGUAGCCAAUGCUUCGUUUGCAUCACACAUCCAUAUCAGUCGUCGGAAGAUAACGCUCUCCUAUCUCUUGUAUCCGCUCUCUGUAAAGCCCUCCGUAUGGAUUCCACCGACUUCUCAACGCGAUCCUCAGAGGAAGGCGGCGUCGUCAGUGGACUAAAUCGCAAUGAAUCCCAACAUCGCACUGCCUGUCUCUUUCUCUGCUCGCUGCUCCUUCUGCACACAGCCGUCUACAGUCUCAUUGCCCUUACCGUUGAUAACUCCCAAAACGCCAUCAAAUGUCUACACAGGCUAGCCUCUGCUCUAGCUGAAUCUUCUAACGCAGACGCCCUCAAGGACCAUCUUAAGAACGUAUUCUCACAGGCCAUUGCUGCCUCUAAUGCCGGGCCUUUAAUCUUUGGCCGAGCUAAACCUUUGACGUCGUCCUGCUCUGCAGAGGCAAUGCCGGGAGAUGAUGGAGGGGAGGCGGGAAAUGUGUUGGCCGUGGGAGUUUCCUUUGCUGGUCGAAACUCGGCUCUCAAAAACUUCGACUUCCAGUAUGCCCUGCCAUCGGCACUCAAGGCUGUGAAGAGCUUUGGCCACUUGGCGGCUUCUGUUGAUUUGCCCAAGCAGGACGCCGCAGAGUUGUGUGCGCUUGCGGAAGCACUUUCAAUCCAAUCAGCUGCCUUCCUUAAGGACGAUGCACAUGCUGUGGAAGUUCUUAGUCUAGCCGAGCUCACCAAUGCCUUUUCGAUCAGAACGUUUGCCAAAGGCAGAUUUAGUACGAUUGACACAAAGCUGUUAUUGAUUGCGAGUAUGACAGGCGUCCGAGACCUGCGUGACUUUCCGGACCAACUUUUGAAAGACGAACUUUGUCUUUCUCUUCGUGACGACCAUCUGAAGCAAAUUAUUUGCCCCUGGGGUGCAGAGACUGAUGCAACCCCUGUCCGAUUUUGCAGCUGGCCAAUCAACCUGGUGUCGUCUCUGCGGUAUCUGUCAUGGCGCACAAUUUUAUUUAUGGUUGGAACUCCGGGCGGACUGUACCACUGCUGUCCUACACCAGAACGUUGGUACCAUUCCUUCAGAGAAAACCUUUAG